UAGGGGUCAGUGUUUGCCCUCUUCGCCGCAGUGACUUUGUGUUGCCCCGACAACAAGCCACAACAGAAGCCGUUCCAUCAUGUCUACUUCUGUAGCAAAUGAAGGGGAAAAAAUGAGAUGUACAGUGAUGCUGAAGCCCUCUAAACGCGGCAGCAGCUUGCUCGCCUUGUCCAGCAGACGGAGUUUUACUUUCAGCGGUAGCAAAAUUCUGGACAGAAUGGCAGGUCCUACUCCGAGACAAGUUGUUCGGGUGUUUGAUGAGGAAAACAAUGAUGUGACUCCUCAGCCAUUUUACCGGACAGAUCUUGGAGCAGAGCCAGGCAGCAGGUUCUUGAUGGAUGAACUCUCUGCUGGAUCAACAUCAGACCAGACAACGUUCACUGGGAGCUUCACUAUGCCUUUUUCAAGGUCCGUUUUGGGUAGCAGCAGGAUAUCCAGCCAGUCAACCAUAGAGUCUGUGAACGAGGAAAUGGAGGAAACAUUUUGCAGACGUGACUUUCCCUUCAACUUACCAGAAUCUUUGUUGCCAGAUGAAAAGAGGAAAAGAGGCUCAGUGAAAGAACAAAUGACACAAGCUCUGUUGAAAGGGAUUAAAGACAUUCUAAUCACAGAGACAGACACUAUUACUCUGCUGGACAUUCCCCCUACCUUAGUGUCAGUGAAUGCUGAUGAUGCAGAUGUCAUAAUAGAGAGAAAUAAACAGUAUUCUGAAGUUUGCAGAAACAGAGGAAAUAAUGAGCAGUAUGUGGAGCGAGGCAUGCAGACACUGAAUGGAGCAACUAAGAACAAACAGAUACAGAACAACCUCAUGCUCAUGGUGGACACAGCCACGAUUGUGUCCACCUUCGACAUGUAUGCACCUCCAGAGCAGGAAGUGAUGGUUUACAGCCCUGAAAAGAAACAGACCAAUGAUGCAGAGACUGUCGUGGACUCCAGGAGAAGUCCAGAGAGGAGUCUGUCCCUGACCAGCUCAGCUAGUACAGUUAUUUCUUCCUGUUCGCUGAAAGAUGUAGAAACAGUUGGCAGCAGUUUAAACACACAAGUAGACUUUGAGUUCAUCAUGAUGUCAGAUCAAUUCCAGUACUCCUUACUUCUAAUGGAGAGGACCGUACUGCGGAACAACUUCCAAAACCAGCUGGCUGCUUACAGAAAGCUGCCUUUGCUGGAAGACCCUGACAGACUUGUAAAACCCAAAGAAGAGGAACAGAGUGAAGCAGAGACUUCCUGCUCUCCAGCCCUACAGUGUCUCUGGGUUUUCCAUUGUGAGCUCAGCAGAGGCUGUAGGGUCAGUAGCAUGGCCUGGAACAAAAAAAACCCGGACCUCCUUGCUGUAGGUUAUGGUGAGACUGACCACAGAAACCAUGAACAGGGUCUGGUGUGCUGCUGGUCUAUUAAAAACCCGACGUGGCCUGAGCGAAUCAUUAACUGUGACAGCGCUGUGACAACUGUGGAUUUUUCAUCCAACAGCCCUGGGCAGCUGGCUGUGGGGAUGUGUGACGGCAGCAUUGCUAUCCACAAUGUGCAGAGUGCAGAUAAUAAGACACCUUUCAUCAGCAGCCGUGAAUGUGCCAAAAGACACCUUGGACCAGUGUGGCAGCUCAGGUGGAACCAACAAGAACUGAGCUUCACUGGAGAGGAGAAGGUUGAGUCUCUGUACUCUGUGGGAGCAGACGGCAGAAUCUGCAAGUGGUUUGUCAUCAACGGUGGCCUUGACUGUACAGACCUGAUGAAACUCAAGCAGAUGAAUAAUAAGAAGACAGCAGAGUGUGUGCUGUCUGUUCUCACCCCUGGUCUGUGCUUUGACUUUCAUCCAAGUGACUCCAACAUCUAUUUGACUGGUACCUGGGAGGGAAACAUCCUCAAGUGUUCCUGCUCCAACGGUCACCAGUUUCUGGAAACUUACAGGAAACAUCUUUGUCCUGUGAACUGCAUCACAUGGUGUCCUCUCCAUCCUGAUGUGUUCCUGAGCUGCUCCUCUGACUCCACCAUCCAACUCUGGAAGCAGGACUGCAUUAACCCUUUGUUAAGCUUCACCUCCAACCAGCCGGUGGGUGAAGUCAGGUGGUCUCCAAAGCACGCCACAGUAUUCGGUGCUGUUAACGAAGGGCAGCUUGAGAUUUGGGACCUAAAUUCCAGCUUUUUGGAUCCGGUAAUCGUGCAGCCUGCUGGUCCUGGACUGAAGAUGACGUCCCUUCUGUUUGCAUCUCUCACAGACUGUGUUGUGGUAGGAGACAGUGAUGGCCAGGUGACGGCAUACCAGCUGCAGAACCUCCAUGUUGGAGAGAGCAGCCAGGGAGAUAUUAUUCAAGACCUCCUCCGCUCUGCAUCACCCAAAGAACUUCAGGAGACAUUGAUGUAGUGGACACAGAGCACCAUGAUGCAUGUCUAGUUUAAAUGUAUCUACAACUCUUCAGCUACAAGGUAAAUCCAUCCAUCUUUCAUCCGUAGCUUAUCCCUGCUGGUGCUUAUCUCCAGCAGUCAUUGGGUUGGAGACGAGGUCCAUCCGGUUCACAGAGAGUGAUUGAGAGAGUUUGAUUAACACAUAACACAAUAUCCACUAGGGGUGUUCUAGUGUGGUUUUCAAAACUUUGCCGGUCCAGCUUCAUUUCCAAAAGGCAGCACAUUGUUAUGUUCUGAACUAACACGUUUCAUUUAUAUGAAGCCUCAAACAAUAACGUGCUUCUUGGUUGUUUUCUGUUUCUUCAUAUCUUUGAUUGUCUAACAUUGAAGGCAAAUCCAUAUGAAUUUAUUAUUAUACUUUGAGCCUGUUCAUUUUAACAUGAGAAAGAAAAGCUUUAAAUUGAUCAUCACAGUACAG
Molecule: messenger RNA, 2818 nt
Organism: Gambusia affinis (western mosquitofish)
Lineage: Eukaryota; Metazoa; Chordata; Actinopteri; Cyprinodontiformes; Poeciliidae
Gene: dnai4
Product: dynein axonemal intermediate chain 4
Exons: 17
Coding region: 80-2359 (759 amino acids)
Biological process (GO): cilium movement
Cellular component (GO): axonemal dynein complex
Molecular function (GO): dynein light chain binding; dynein heavy chain binding
Source: RefSeq, a predicted model, not a curated record